AUGAACAGCAACAGUCUUCUGGGGGAACUGGCGAAGGAGUGCGCUCCUUUGCUGCUCGCUCCUCGCGCUGACGAUCCCGACGCUGUUGUGCGCCGUCUGCGGAUUCUUCCAGCUGAUGGUAUUUAUCGCUGUUCCAGCCGUGAUAGCAUAAUAACUCCCUACGUGUUUUCGGGCGACGCAGAACACUCGGCACCACCUAAUCACUCACUGACGCCGGAACAAUCGGGUAGCGUGGUCACUUCCGACAUUCUAGGAAUUUCGACUGAAGUGUGUCCACUUCAAACAGCCCUCUCACUCGCUUCGGUUGAAUGUGUAGCCGCAAAUCAGAAGCAUUUAUUCGAACUGAAUGUCUUUCUUCAGCUGCUGCGCCAGGCACCGGCGAGUUACACUAGUUCUUUAUUUUGGAGUGUGCUUAUUCGGCGGCUUGGGGAGCUAGGCUUCUACGAAAUAAUGAAAGGAAAUAUAAACACCCUGUGGGCGAGAAUUGGCCGACAGUUGCUUCGCAGUGGAGAGAUGUUCAACGCUUUACGCCUUCUUCAAACUUCCUGUGAUGUUGUUCUACACUACAGUGAGCACGCUGUGCAGUAUCCUCCGGACGCAACGUUGCUUGGUGAGUUCGCUGUGCUCGCUCGUCAGAUGUGGGCGGAGAGUUCGUCGCCCGUGGUGAGGCGCUGCGCCCUUGUAGUUUCUGCUUUUCUGACAAAGUUUGCCGACUUGGUACCACUCGACCUGUUGAGCGACGCCAGCGAAACAAAACGUGAUGCUCCCCACUUACUCGCGGUCGUUGCGAAGGCACCUACACUUUUCAAGGAGGAGGAGGAAACCGCUGCCGCGGGGGAAAAUCUUCGUGUAGUAUUAACAGUCGCGUUCACAACUACAGCUUACUCAAUUCCCACCACGAUGUACUUUCGUGGUGAGGGCCCUCAGUCCGCCUCGUUGUCACUUGUUCAACACCGCUUUGCUUCGGCACUCCACCAGCUGCUGGUAUUAGCUUCAUAUGGGUUCUGGGAUCAUUUUUCUGCCGAAUCACUGCUCUCUUUGACUGAGGCGUCGGCUGUUUACUCGCGUUUGUGGAACUCUUUUCCCCCCAAGAUGUUCACGCUCUGGGGUCGUAUAUGCCAAAAUAAUCUUGUGACCUCCUGCAAAAUGUACACAUCGUCCCUCUUCAAUUAUUGUAUUUCCGCCGCUGCUUAUCAUUACAGUCUCGGGGAGUUGGAGGGCAUUACUCGUCGUUAUGCCGUAGGGGACGUCUCGCACGGUGGGGAGCCGUCAAGUACGGAGCCACUUCAGGCAGCAGACGAAGGGCAAAAACGUGGAAGGCAGCAAGAACAGCAUGAGGAUGUAAGUGAAAGAAUCCUUGGGAGUGGUGCUGACGCCUGUGAGAAGCUUGACAUUACUCCACACUUGAGGGAAACAUUUCGAUUAAUGGUUACCGGAUGGGGCUCGUUCCAGCCCGGUGACAGGAAUUUUCUACGCAGUGGUCUCGUUGUGUUGCACGUGUUGUUGCUUAACUACCCGUAUCAACUGGAGGAGUUGGGGAAAGCAAUUGGAUUUGAUGUAGGCCAACUGCUUCAUGGCAUUGUAAUGGGUCUUUUAGCAAGCGACGUUGAUAGUGCACAAAUAAUGGAGACGGUUUACUCCAUCAUUUUCCGUUUUUACGAGAUGUUCGACAUUUUCGAUGUCGUUUCCAACCUCUUGCCGCCACAGGUGAUGGCCGAUGUGGGCCUAAAGUGUGAAACAACAGAAAAGGCGCUUAUGCAAGCACAGCUUUAUGGGGCGCUGCUUGAAACGCAUGGAGAGGACAUAUCGCCUCUUCCUUUACUGGAAGCAGCAACACACAUAAGCCGUGGCGCCAUUUUGCGCUUCUCCUCCGCCACUUCAUUUUUUGUUAAGUGGUUCACUGUUACUGAAAGGUCACUUUUGUUGCAACCGCGAGACGCCCUGGUCGACCUGUUCUCCCUUAAGGGCGCCGGUGACAAGUUGGUUCAAUGCCUCUGUGAAGGUGCUCUUGCCCUUGUCCGUGAACUUCAGUCGGGUAACGUAAUUAUCGACGGGUUUCCUGUGGCACCGGUGUUGGAGAGCGUUAUCAGUUGCAUUUCUUCCGCUGUCUUGUAUGGAGGUCAACAAAACGCAUUGGUUGCAUGUGCCAUUGCCGUUCACGGUGAGGGCGACGUCCCCGCCUCUCUCAUGUUGUUCUGUUUAGUAUUUGCCGCCAACGCAAAUAUUACCUUACUAGAGUCCUCUGCCAGGCUACUGGCGUACGUUGUAGAGCAUUCGGAUGAGGGGCUCUUUACCACCCUGAGACUUCAUACCUCGAUUGAGAUGAAAAAACGACUGCUUGCAGGGUUGCAUCAACAACUGGGGUCGGCCGCCUCUGCCGAUUCUACAGGCGCAAGGAUGGUGCGUCUUGCGACUCUCCACCACCUGCUACGCUUUGACCCAGCCGCAUUCUAUUACCUCAUGGCUGCUGAGGACCACGGAAAGGAAUCCGCGGAGCUACGAAUUACGCCCUUCUUGCGUGAUGUUGUUAAGUCUUCGGACACUACGGCACUUGAGAAAUCGGAAGCCCUCGCUUGUCUCAAAGCACUUGACGAUGUGGGUGUUUCUACAACCGAGGUUGCAACCCUGUUAUCAAAUAUGCGGGUCGAUUCUCCGAUCACCGGGGGUGUUUUAACUGCUGCGGCAGUUUAUUAUGCCUGCGGCGUAUACUUUCAUAAGUACAAGUUGGACGGUGGGGAAAGCAGUGUGGCCCCAACAGGGAAGGGAGUAACUCAGCGGUUGAGGUUGUCGGAUUCUUUUACGGUAAACAUGAUGCAAGGAAAGGUAUUGAUAGGCCCCUCAGAUGAGGCGUGUAAGAUGCUGAAGUUCAGCUGUGAGGCGCUAAAGCAGUGUAUUAGUUUUUACGAGCAGACCGCAAAGCAUCUUCGCUAUGGUGAUGCCAAUAAUGCCACAGUACUACCCUCCAUUGACUCCUACCCGGCUGCACAUUCUCCUCUGGUUCUUUCGGUUGCAGGAACCGCUGGCCGCUCCGCAGGUUGCACCGAUCGUCGGUGUCGGUCUCUGGUGGAUCCAAGACAAAUGUGUAAUGGACAGGCAACGUUUAGCUCGUGCCUUCUUGCUGCCGAGGGAAUUUCCAUGUGGGAAGGGGUGGCCAAUGUCGAUUUGGACCGCCUGGCAUCGGCGCUGGUGGCAAUUACUCGCCUCACUACAUCGAUUGAAGCUGCGUUGUGGAUUUUGUACGGAGAAAAGGAAGUAGACUCAGUAACCGCACAGCUGCUUGAGGCUGCACUUUGUGCUGUGCAGAUGUUAGGAUCACCAGUUCCGCAGCUUCGAGAUCAGGUGUCGGCGUGCCUAGAUGGUGCACUGACGUUGGCGCAAACUGCAGCAGUCAUACUCACUCGAAUGCCUAGUGACGGGAACUCGCUUUUGCGCACUGGAGAGUUCAUCGGUCUUUUUUCCGUUUUCGUAAAGACUUUAUCUCUUUACCGUGACGACGACGAUGUUAUUUCGAGGGGUCUCAAGAUCGUUGGAGUGUUUAAACCUGUAGAGGUAGCUGACGAGGAGGUGGUGAUACACAUUUUUGACACAAUCGCAUCCGUUGUGGAAAGGCAUGCUUCGUCAAGUCCGACCGAUUUCCUUGUGCCUAUAGUUGCUCAGGUGACUGUGAUUUUUACCAGCAUUGGUGAGUUCUGUCCAACCAAGUGCGCGCUCGGCAUUGUGAAUAACCUAUGGUCUUGCGCGAUGAACGUCUCGCAAAUGAUUGUUAUCGCUGAUCCGUGUUCGCCGCUGUCCAACAAGUUCGACGUUAUUGUAGAAGCUGUGAGGGCCAUUUUGUUGCAGUGCGACGGAAUACUGGGGUAUCUUUCAUAUGAUCGAAUAAUGCCUAUGGCCACUGCUCUCGGGCAGCUUAGUAACGCAAGCUGCUAUGAUGCGUUGGAUCAUCUUUAUAAACCACAGGCCUGGCAUGGGGCAUGGUUAUCAUUGCUUCGGUUAUUUCACGCCGUUUUGAUCGGUUGUGGCGGGGGCAGUGAAAAUACGUUGGGGUGGCUCUCGAUCAUCUCGAGCUGGGCGACGACCAGCCCACGGUUUCGGGAGGCCGUUUCUGGCUUCACUUAUUGCCGCGGUGGGGUUUCAAGAAGCUCCGGGCCUCAUUCAUGGGAGUGGCAGGAAAUGCACAUUGCAACAUUGAUCAUCAGUUUGUUGUCUAGCCUGGGUACCUCCACCGCACCACUGACACCACAUGUUCAGCGCUGCUUUUGUCGUAUUCGCCAUUUUACCUGUCAGACAACGGGUACACCGUGCGCCGCAUCUUUAAACGAACUCUUUUUAGCCACUGUGCGCCACCAGCUCUCAUAUCUCAUUUUCCACUCCCCGCCAUCGGGUUAUAUGGAGGGUGAGCCGCCCAUUGUGACCAUUUCCCGGUAUCGCUACCCUUCAAAUGGUGAGGCAUCGACAUCUGAUGGUUUACUUCUGCAGAAGGCUGCCAAAGUGAACGAAGGGGACCAGAAGGAGGAGCAACUUUCUUUCUACACCCUGCGGUGUUUCAUAUUUCGAGAGUUAAGUAUUCUUCGAAAGAGCUGCCGUGACGACUCGAGUGCCACAGGUGCCCUUACCUCUCCCGACAAUACUCCUGUAAUGCGAUCCAGUUCCCUGAACACAAGCACGGACGGUUUCUCUGAUAUUGAUGUUCGUGAUGGGGGUUUGCAGGUGGUUGCACCGCACCUUCUCAACGUUCAGCUCGCUCUCAUUCUUUUUGUGCGUAACGGCCAUUUUCAGGUUUUCCAACGUUGUUUGGAUCUGUGGGAGCAGCAGGAGCUUGUCGAAGGGUUGGAUGAGCUUCAUCGCUUUCUCAAUCUGCUGUCGCACUACGCACGUCGCCUUGAGAGUACAAAGUUGAUAUCGGUGGUGGAAACGGUACAGGAAGAGUUGCAGGGACUUGCCGAAAGACUCCGCAGUGGAGCGACUUCAUGGCGGACGACAGGAGCCACGUUGUGA
Molecule: messenger RNA, 4995 nt
Organism: Trypanosoma brucei brucei TREU927
Lineage: Eukaryota; Euglenozoa; Kinetoplastea; Trypanosomatida; Trypanosomatidae
Exons: 1
Coding region: 1-4995 (1664 amino acids)
Source: RefSeq, a predicted model, not a curated record